AUUAGGAAAUCUGACCUUUAGUUCCAUGGAUGCGUCCUUAAUUCAGGGCAGGUUGUUUCCAUCUAUCAGAAGCUCCUCGCCUUCACCUGUCAGGGGGUUUGUGACCGCGUCUGUUGCUCACUUAUUCGUGAGGCGUUGGCAUAGUUUAGAUCUCUGGCGAAAUGUGUUCUUUUAAGAAACAUACCCUGUUUCUUCCUGGUGGAAUAUUACCAAAUAUUGAUGGAUAAAAUAAAGCAGACGUAAUUCAUCUCUAGAAAGAUUAUUUAUACCCUGGCAUUUGAAAUGUUUUGUAUUUAGAAUCAUAGUAAAAAUGGAAGGAGGGAAAGUAAGUGACAAUGGAAAACCAGACCCAGACAAUUCUGUGGACUUUUCUGAACACUUUAACCAACUUGAAUUGUUGGAAACACAUGGACACCUUAUUCCCACUGGUACCCAAAGUCUCUGGGUAGGGAAUUCUGAUGAAGAUGAGGAGCAAGAUGAAAAAACUGAAGAGUGGUAUCAAUUACAAGAAAAAAAGAUGGAAAAAGAUCCAAGCAAAUUGCUUCUUUGGGCUGCUGAAAAAAAUCGGCUUACUACAGUGCGGAGGCUACUGUCUGAAAAGGCUACUCAUGUGAACACUAGAGAUGAAGAUGAGUAUACCCCCCUUCAUCGAGCAGCCUACAGUGGACACUUAGAUGUGGUGCGUGAGCUGAUUGCACAAGGAGCAGAUGUCCACGCAGUGACAGUGGAUGGCUGGACACCCCUGCACAGUGCUUGUAAGUGGAAUAAUACCAGAGUAGCUUCUUUCUUGCUUCAGCACGAUGCAGAUAUUAACGCCCAAACAAAAGGCCUCUUGACCCCCUUACAUCUCGCUGCUGGGAACAGGGACAGCAAAGACACUCUGGAACUCCUCCUGAUGAACCGCUAUAUCAAACCGGGUCUGAAAAACAACCUGGAAGAAACUGCAUUUGAUAUUGCCAGGCGGACAAGCAUCUAUCACUACCUCUUUGAAAUCGUGGAAGGCUGCACAAAUUCCUCACCUCAGCCAUAACCAUAAGGGUUCUAGUAAUUUUCUUGUUUCCAAGUACCAGUGCCUCCUUUGUGUAAGAUAGGAAAUAUCCCCAUGAUACAAGGUUGCCAUCAAAAGUUUUACUGUAGAAAUUCACUAGUACAUAUUCUAAAGCCCUUCCAAGCGAAUCGCCUAACCUUGAUGUCAAAAUGUAUUUGAAAGUUGUUUGGAUAUAUCUUUACCUAUCUAUGUGGACUUUGUAAUUUUUAUCAGACAUAAUUUUAAUGCAAACACUUGUAACGGGUUGUAUAGAAAACUAAUGAUAUUUUUGGUGCUGAUCCAAGAGAAGUGUAUUUUUAAAUAUCCCCCAUCCUGGAUCUUUGUGGAGUAUUUAGUAUAUUGACAUGUAUUUUUAUAAGGUGAGGUAACUCAGAACUUAAUUUAAAAAUCUCAAGUAUAUUGGUGCAGUUCAGCUGUCUUCUCUACAUCACCAUAGCCAUUUGCUUUCAUUUCCAACCAUAAGAACUAACUUAUUAGUGACUUGAAUCAUCAGAAGUUUAAAAAAAAUUUUUUAAAAAAAGCUUAGAUCUUUGUCUUUUACAGCAUAGACCAUUUUCAGGAAAGUAGUUAGCUAAAGUGUGUAGUCAGUGAAUGUUAUAUACUGCCUUUGCUACCACAGUUCACACAAUCCUGUGGACAGUCCUACCUCACCCUGGUCAACCUACAUGAUCCUUCUUCCAUUGGUGAGUCAGCAUGGCCUUUUAGACAUGCACACAACUCUACCUUGGUCCAAGAGAUCAUACUGUAUCUGCUCUCCAACUGGUUUUUCCUGCCUAAUUGUGUUGUUCGGGGCACUGCUCAGAUGGUCUCUCUAGUUCACAGGAAGUAUUUAUUUUCCAAGGUCCUCCUUUUAUACAAAUCAUACUAAGUCAAAGAGACAAGAGAAAAGGAAUUCUAAAAGUGAAGAGAUGUUGAUUAUGUUGGGGCUAGAACCACAAAGUGGCUCAGGCUUUCAAAAGCCACAGUGUGGAUAGUGACAAAGCAUAAAUAUAAAUAUCCAGAAAAAAAUAAAAGUCUUGAACAACAAAAAUGGCACCAAUUCUUUUUUUUUUUUAACAAGUACAUAUCUUCCUUGGAUUCAUACUCUAUGUAUUUAUUCAGCAUGCAUUGAGCAACUAUUCUUUCUCCAGCGGAGUUUUCUGCCAACUACCAGCCUCUCUGUGACUAUUCCCAAAGACACCAGAACUGACGUGGUAUGGGAAGGGAACCAAACCAAUGGGCCUUUUCUUCUUAUAUAUUCACCAAGGUUAAUCUUUUUGAGCCAGCCCAUGUGAUCCACUCAUUCUAGACUAACAAUGUUAUUUAAUCAAAUAUGUUUGGUGGUUUGGGGAUUAAAAAAAACAUUGAAACAUCUCAGGAAAGUUAACAUAUGAACUGAAUCAUGACAAAUAGGAUUUAAGAAUGAGGAGAGCUUUAAUUAUUCUGUGAUCUCUGACUAGGAGAUGCCUCAGUUUCAGAGUAUCAGUGUCUGUGAUGCAAGGGUCUUGGCAGAAUGUAUUGCCCCCAGGAUGCCUGGGUGGUUCAUUCAGUUAAGCGUCUGACUUGAUUUUGGCUCAGUUCAUGAUCUCAGGGAGGUGAA
Messenger RNA from Nyctereutes procyonoides (raccoon dog), 2627 nucleotides. It is a transcript of the gene ANKRD49, whose product is annotated as ankyrin repeat domain 49. Gene Ontology annotation, molecular function: protein binding. The transcript is spliced from 3 exons. The coding region runs from base 311 to 1030 and encodes 239 amino acids. The record is from RefSeq and is a predicted model, not a curated record. NCBI's taxonomy places the organism in Eukaryota, Metazoa, Chordata, Mammalia, Carnivora, Canidae.